Messenger RNA from Medioppia subpectinata, 3579 nucleotides. The record is from the annotation of a GenBank genome assembly. NCBI's taxonomy places the organism in Eukaryota, Metazoa, Arthropoda, Arachnida, Sarcoptiformes, Oppiidae.
AUGUUUCAAAUGAUUGACGACAACAAUAAUAUGAAGAGUACUCGAGAUAUGACUAAAGUAUUGAAUGAAAUCCAAGAGAAACCGGAAUACAAUUUGAGUAAAGAUACGAUCCAGAAGAAUGAACGACUCAUCCGAUCGCUCGUUGAUAUUGUUAGCGAAAAUUUUAUAACAAUAAACGAGUUAAAAGUGACCGAAAUUAAUCUGAGUAGUAAUCUAUUUGUCAAAGAAGUGGAUCAGUUUAUCACACAAUUUCGUGAUGUAAUGGAUGUCUAUAAGAGUAAAGCUAUUGAAUGGGAUCCUAAGGAUGACAUACCGUUAAAACCCUCGCAUUUGGUUAUAAUGAAAGACACACAAGACUUAUGGCAAAGAGAUUUGGAAACAUUAAUACAACACUUGUAUGACUCCAUACAAACCAAUGGAUUUCUAUUAUCGGUCUUGAGAUAUAAGUUUACGGAUCCGGAGAUUGCGUUCAUGUCUAUCACCGGCGCCACAGAAAUACAAACUGAAGAUCUUGAUUGUCAAGCCGAACAUAAUGUCGAUAACGUAUGGCUUGUGGCGAAUGACUCGUGUAUUAAUGGAAUCAUAGAACCGGGCGGAGAGAACUGCCGCUAUAUCUUCCAUAUGGACACCAAUACUGACACUAACAUCGACUUCAAUACUAAACCCUAUUCUGAUAUAUUGGCCAACGAUUUGGUCGCCAAUGUUAUCAAAGGGGGAAAACUGGGAACUUAUAGACACAUAAAACUUCCCACGGAUUACGACAAAUGUCUAUCAAAUGACUAUCAUUUGAAUUGUGGGCAAAUAAAAGAUUUAUCUGGUCUUCAAUGGUAUGAUUCUCGCUGUAUACCAGAAAUGACGGAACAAUUUAACAUUAAUAACCUAUCAAUCGGUAAAACUCGUGUUGAGAUAUAUUGCGCUGGCAUUACAUUUCACGACGUUAUGCUCGCGACCGGCCGUAUACCCGCCGGACCGGAGCAGCUAUUUAUUGACUGCUCGUUAGGCUGUGAAUACGUGGGCCGUCGCGUGGAUACCGGCGAACGGGUGAUGGGUAUAGAUAUGGGCCGUACUUUUGCCACAUCGCUGAACGCCAGUAUUCAUAGCAUGACUACAAUCCCAGAGCACUGGUCGAUGGCAGACGCGGCCACUAUAUUGAGCACAUAUAGCACUCUGUAUUACGCGCUCUUCAAACGAGCUAAUCUUCAAAAAGGUGAAAGCAUACUAAUUCACUCGGGAGCUGGAGGUGUGGGUCAGGCGGCGCUCAAUAUAUGCAAACACUAUGAAUGCGAUAUCUAUGCGACGGUUGGGACGGAAGAGAAGAAACAGUUUUUGAUGACUGAAUACAAUAUACCGGAGAAUAAGAUAUUCAACUCAAGAGAUAUACUCUUCAAAAAUCAGAUCAAAGAGGCGACAAAAGGACGCGGCGUUGAUAUUGUAUUAAACUCUUUGUCUGGCGAUAAACUGGACGCCAGCUAUGAAUGUGUGGCCAAUAACGGGCGUAUCGUUGAGAUAGGAAAGUAUGACAUGAUUAGUAAUAAACAACUUGGUAUGUUUGACUUUAUACGGAACAUACAAUUAAUUGGAGUGUCGUUUGAAUUCGUGGUUAUGGAUGACAUCCACUUCUUUACCGAGUUUUACGAUUGGGUUCACAAGAACUCAAAGAAUGGAUGCGUUAGACCAUUGAAUUAUACUGUGUUUAAGGCCAAGGAUGCGGACAAAGCGUUCCGUUUUAUGACAACCGGUAAACACAUCGGAAAAGUAGUCAUCAAAAUGAGAGACGAAGAGACAGAGAGGCAGACAUUUAAAAGCAUUAAACCGGCGCUUAAUAUGACGGUAACGGUUAAGACAUACUUCGAUCCAAACAAAGUCUAUAUAAUAACCGGAGGUUUGGGUGGUUUUGGUCUGGAAUUGAUUCCUUGGAUGCAAUAUUCAGGCGCCCGAAAGUUUGUGGUCACCUCCAGUUUCAAAUACUUUGCCUCCGAAUGGUUUGUCUCGACUGCCAAUGGAUUUACAAUUGAGGGCACGCGAGAGCUCUUAGAGGAAAGCAGAAAGUUGGGACCCAUUGGAGGGUUAUUUCAUUUGGCCGUUAAUUUAAACGACUCUUUAUUAGAAAACAUCAGUAUUGAACAGUUUUGCUCAUCUAUUGAUACAAAACACAAGAUCUUUGCAAAUCUGGAUCAACUGACCCGACAAUUGGACUAUAAGUUAGAUUACUUCGUUGUCUUCUCAUCCCUGGCUUGUGGUAAAGGAAACGCCGGGCAAUCAAACUAUGCGUUCGGAAACUCCAUGUGUGAGCGUAUAUGUGAAGAGAGACGUAGGGAUGGUCUGCACGGACUCGCCAUACAAUACGGACCUAUCGGUGAUGUCGGAGUGUUUGCUGACUCUUCGGAUCAAGUCUUAGCAAUGACUACAUUAAGAAAACAACGAAUCAACUCUUGUUGUGAUGUUUUGGACAAAUUGUUGGCAAUUAAACAACCGAUUGUCACCUCAUAUAUAAAAGUGUAUCAAAUGAAGGAAACGGGAAGCAAACAGAAGCGAAUGGUCGCUGAGUUGUGGCGAGCGCUGGGCAUCGAUCCCGAGACCACACCCAACCACUUAACCCUCGGUAUGUUGAAGGACUACGAGUCGGGCAAUGUGGUCAAGAUCAAACAGUAUAUGGACGACAUCAAACGUGCCAAGGCCAAUCUGAUCAAGCAGAAAUUUAUUAUACCAUGUGGGGCGUACGUACGGCUGAACAAUGUGGCCCCGGGUUUUGGUGGCAAACCUGUAUAUUUUAUGCCCACAUUUCGGCUCAAUUUCUCUAUGUUUGAAGAGUUGGCGGCCAAACUAAACCGGCCGGCGAUUGGACUGAACUGGACCCGCGAGGUGAGCAAAUUCACCACGUUCAAACAGGUGAGCGAAUACUACGUGAAGUUGUUGCAAACACUGGAGCCCACGGGCCGGUACGAUGUGGUCGGGUAUCUGGACUCAGCGCUCAUUUGCUCCAAACUGUUGCUGAAAGGAGCGGCCGAUCGGGCGGUGAUUGUGGACGUCAUCAGUGAUCAACGGUUCCGCGACCAACAGCUCACCGAAGACCAGAUGCUGGAGAUUAUGCUCGGCAUUAUCGCCAACGAUAUACCCGACGUGUUUAGGGCUAAGAUUACACGAGAGCUCAAACACAUGGCCGAUGUGAGAGCCAAAGUGAAGCACGUGGUCAACGAGUUGGUUGACUUCGCCGGCGGCACUGGUAGUCAACUCGUGGCCACCGAUAUGGAGGAGAUUAUGCACAUAAUGCUGGCCCGUAUUGGCAUGUUUUCGGCCUAUAGACAGCGCAAGAAGGUUAAAUUAGCCAGCAAAUUGAAAAAUGUGCUAGUUAAACGGUGGGCUAAAAUGACCGGCAAAUUGGUCCUGAUCAAACCGUUCAAAUCGGACUUGAUUGAGGAUCUAGAUGAGUUGCUGGAGGCAUCACGUGAUGUCUAUUUGCUUCCCGGCUCUAAGGACACAACCGAUACUAUACAUAUUGAAUUGGUUGACAGUCCGACCGGUGGCGUUGACUUAAUGGCCGCAGAGAUUAGCGAGAUGAUUGGGGCGGCCCUUAAAUAA